Phascolarctos cinereus (koala) is the source of this 3954-nucleotide messenger RNA. It is a transcript of the gene ABCC12, whose product is annotated as ATP binding cassette subfamily C member 12. Gene Ontology annotation, biological process: transmembrane transport. Lineage: Eukaryota; Metazoa; Chordata; Mammalia; Diprotodontia; Phascolarctidae. The record is from RefSeq and is a predicted model, not a curated record. Gene Ontology annotation, molecular function: ATP binding; ATP hydrolysis activity; ABC-type transporter activity. Gene Ontology annotation, cellular component: membrane.
AUGGUAGGUGAAACUCCUUACCAAAUCUCUGACUUGGACAGAAGGGGUCAGCAUAGGUCCUUUGUGGGGAGAUAUGACCCCAGUUUAAGAGCAAUGAUCCCUUUAUGGUCCUAUGCAAGGUUGGCUUGUAAUCCAGUUGAUGAUGCAGGGCUAUUUUCAUUUACCACAUUUUCCUGGUUUAUAUCUAUAAUGGUCAAAGGCUACAAACACAUAGUGACUAUGAACACCUUGCCCCCGUUGUCAUCUUAUGACAUAACAGACAUCAAUGCAAAGAGGUUUUGAUCCCUUUGGGAAGAAGAAGUAGCAAGGGUGGGUGCAGAAAAAGCUUCAGUGGGACGAGUGGUCUGGAGAUUUCAGAGAACUCGUGUUCUGAUAGAUAUCAUAGCCAACUUCCUUUGUGUAAUCAUAGCAGACAUAGGACAGACUGUUCUCAUUCAACAAAUCCUCCAGUAUACAGAAAGCACCUCCAAGAAUGUCUUCGUUGGCAUUGCCUUGUGCGUGGCUCUUUUUUUCACUCAGUUUACUAAAGUUUUAUUCUGGGCACUAGACUGGGCUAUAAAUUAUCGUACGGAUCGGCUGAAAGUUGCCACUUCAACUGUAGCUUUUGAAAACCUGAUUUCAUAAAAGACUCUGACACAUAUCUCUGCUGGUAAGGAUGGAGGAGACAUGAGUACAUUUGUAAGCAAAGUGGAGAAGGAUGACAAUCAGGAAGAUCAAGAGUUAUCAAGUGAUGGCCAUUCCUUUUUCGAAGCUACCUUAUUUUGUCCUCUGCCAGCUACAAUUCCUCUCCUGAUGGCAGUCUGCUCAGUGUAUGUUUAUUUUAUUCUGGGGCCCACAGCUCUCAUUGGGACAUCUAUAUAUGUGAUAUCCAUCCCCAUUCAGAUGUUCAUGGCUAAGCUCAAUCAGGCCUUUCAAAGAUCUACCAUUACUAUAACAGACAAUUGUGUCCAGAUAAGGAAUGAAUUUUUGACCUGCAUCAAGCUUAUUAAAAUGUAUGCCUGGGAAAAAUCCUUUACAACCAACAUCUGAGCCAUAAGGAAGAAGGAAAAGAAAUUGCUGGAAAAGGCAGGGUUUAUACAAAGUGGAAACUCAGUUCUUGUACCUAUUGUGCCCACAAUGGCCAUUGUCCUGGCUUUCACUUUCCAUGCUCUUUUAAAAAGCUCACCUGCUGCAUUUAGUGUGAUUUCCAUGUUUAAUGUAAUGAGGUUUUCAACUGCAAUCUUGCCUUUCUCAGUCAAAGCGGUGGCAGAAGCUAAUGUUUCUCUAAUGAGAUUGAAGAAGAUUCUUGUAAACGAAAGCACCCCGCCUUAUUUCACCCAACCAGAAGAUGCAGAUACUGUCUUGGUACCAAAAAAUGCUAAUUUGUCUUGAGAACAGGAACCUAACAGGAUAAUUAUCCCAGGGAAAGAAGACAGUAAGAAGAUCUUUGACUCAAAACCAGGCCUGGAGACUUAGAGCUUGAGUCUGAAAUUUGAGGGGCUUGUUGGACCAGAUGAGGAAAAAAAGAGACAAUAAGCCCAGUUCUGCGAAAAAUGUUUGACUGUGAAAAAGGGAAAGGUCUCAGGAAUUUGUGGCAAUGUUGGAAGUGGAAAGAGCUCCUUCAUAUCAGCCAUCCUGGGACAGAUGCAAUUAUGGGAUGGGUCUGUGGCGGUAAAUGGAACAGUGGCUUAUGUGUCACAGCCAGCACAGAUCUUUCAUGGAAACAUGAGAGAAAACAUAUUUGGAGAAAAGUUUGACAGUCAAAGAUAAAAGUACCAGCACUCAGUCAAGGUCUAUGGCUUGCAACAGGACUUAACAAAUCUUCCUCAUGGAGACUGGACUGAGUUUUUAGAAUUUUGUGAUGAAGUCAUUUUAUUAGAAGAUGGGAAGAUUUGUGAAAAAGGAACUAACAAGGAAUUCAUGCUGAAACGGGGGCAAUAUGCAAAGAUGAUUCACAACCUUCGGGGAUUGCAAUUCAAGCAUCCUGAAAACAUUUACGAUGAAGCAAUGAUGGAAGCCCAAAAGGAGAACCAGGGAUCAAGUGCCAAAGGAGAGGAAAAUGCUGCUUUGGUUUCACAUGAUGAAAAAGAUGAAGGAAAAGAACCUGAGACAGAUCUAGAUACUCUAGACACAAGAGUUCCUACACACCAACUCAUUCAGACUGAAAUAUCCUGGGAAGGAUCAGUGACCUGGAGAACAUAUCAUACGUAUAUUAAGGCUGCUGGAGAGUAUAUCCUGUCUACCUUCAUGGUGCUUCUCUUCUUUUUGAUGAUUGGAAGUUCAGCUUUCAGCAACUGGUGGCUAGGUUAUUGGGUAGAUCAGGGAUCUGCAAUGGGCUGUAGGACUCAUAAUAAUGAGACCCCUUGUCAGACUAGCCAUAUAUUGGUGAAUCCCAAGCAAAUCAUUUACCAGUUGGUGUAUGUGGCAAGUGUGAUGGCUGUGAUAUUUUCAUUUAUAAAAGGAUUUGUUUUCACCAAGACAACUCUAAUGGCAUCUUCCACAUUACAUGACUGGGUAUUUGAAAAGAUUUUAAAAAGCCCAAUGAAUUUCUCUGACACAACUCCCACUGGCAGGCUAAUGAACCAUUUUUCCAAGGACAUGGAUGAGCUGGAUGUGAAGCUGCUGUUUCAUGCUGAGAACUUUUUGCAGCAAUUUUCUAUGGUGUUAUCUAUUCUAGUUAUAUCAGCGGCGGUGUUUCCCACUAUAUUCUUUGUGCUGGCUGGUCUAGCUUUCAUUUUCUACGUUCUCUUACACCUUUCUUGCGGAAUUUCUCACAAAGGGAUCCAAGAGCUGAAGAGCGUGGAAAACAUCAGCUGGUCUCCUCGGUUCUCUCACAUCACCGCCUCUGUACAAGGCCUGGGCAUCAUUCAUGCCUAUAAUAAAAAGGAAGGAUUCAUCAGCAAGUUUAAGAUAUUAAAUGAUGAAAAUCCUAGUCACCUCUUAUAUUUUAAUUGUGCACUCUGGUGGUUUUCACUAAGAACAGAUAUCCUCAUGAACUUGGUCACUUUCAUUGUGGCUACACUGGUGGCUCUGAGUUACUCUUCCAUCAGUGCUUCAUCCAAAGGUUUAUCCUUGACCUACAUCACCCAGUUGAGUGGACUCCUUUAAGUCUAUGUAAGAACAGGUACAGAGGCACAAGUCAAAUUUACCUCUGUGGAACUACUAAGGGAAUAUAUCUCGACCUGUAUUCCUGAGUCUAUUGACCCCUUCAGAUCAGUGAGUUGUCCCAAAGAAUGGCCAAAAUGAGGGGAAAUUACAUUCAAAGAUUACCAAAUGAAACACAGGAAAAAUACCCCUCUUGUCCUCAGUGGGUUAAAUCUGAAUAUCCAAAGUGGACAGACCAUUGGCAUCAUUGGAAGGACUGGUUCUGGAAAAUCUUCAUUAGGAAUGGCCUUGUUUCGGCUAGUAGAGCCAACUGCUGGCACAAUUUUCAUUGAUGAUGUUGAUGUUUGCACCAUUGGUUUAGAAUAUCUCAGAACCAAGCUCUCUGUGAUCCCCCAGGAUCCUGUCCUGUUUGUAGGUGCAGUAAGAUUUAAUUUGGAUCCUUUUGAGAGCCGCACAGAUGAGAAACUCUGGCAGGUUCUGGAGAGAACUUUCAUGAAAGAUAGAAUAAUGAAACUUCCAGAGAAAUUACAGGCAGAAGUCACAGUAAAUGGAGAAAACUUCUCAGUAGGGGAAUGGCAACUGCUUUGUAUGGCAAGAGUGCUUCUUUGUAAUUCAAAAAUAGUUCUCCUUGAUGAAGUCACUGCUUCAAUGGAUUCUAAAACAGAUGCCCUGGUUCAGAGCACCAUCAAAGAAGCUUUCAAGGAAUGCACUGUUUUAACCAUUGCCCAUCAUUUAAACACAGUCCUAAACUAUGACCAUGUCCUAGUCAUGGACAGUGGGAAGGUGGUUGAGUUUGACUUGUCGGAGGUUCUUGCUGAGAAACCAGAUUUUGCAUUUGCAACAUUAUUAGCUGCAGAAAAAGAAGUCUGA